AUCAGCGUCACUCACCGGAAGUGGUAUUGGUUUGUAGCUGGAAGCAGGCAACCCAAGCGACUUUACCGAUCCAUUUUUCAUCUCCGUUUGGAUAUUUUUACCGGCAGCAAACUGAUCAACCUUGCCCACAAAUAUGCCCACGGACACUCUGAAUCUAGAGUCUCAGCUUUUGUCCAUCAUGGACGUCCUGGUGAAAGCGGCGGUGUUGGAAAUCAGCCAGCUCUUCUCCGAGAGCUCGUCGUCCCUGCGGCUCCACCUCAGCCAGAGCCUGAGGGACAACGAGAACCUGAGGAUGCGGAUGAAGGUGAUGAGGGGCGAGCUCUUCUCCCUCCGCCUGCAGACCAGGGCUAACCGACCGGCAAGUCGUUUUUCUACAUUCCGAGCAAAUACACCCAAAGCCCGAAGCAAAACUCCAGUGGUCUUAAAGCCCCCCGUCGCCCAGGAGAGUCCUUCCACCUCUGUGCACCUGCAGGCCGAGACCUCCCCGCCCAAUGCUGAGUGUGCAGUUGAAGAGAGUCCGGAUAUCAUCCUGAUCAAAGAUGAAGAUGAUGCUGGAGGAUGCCAGCCCAGUCAAAGCCAGGACGACUGCACGCAAACACAGAACAUGGAGUCUGGAGGCACUUCCUGUCAGACAGGAACUAACGAGGAGCUGAGAAUCGUGAGCGUUCACGGACGAGGACAGGGGCCCCUUCAGGAUGAGCUUGAAGCUCUUUUUGCUGCGGCCGAUCAGCAGGUUUUCAGCACUCAGGACCUCGCAGUCACUCAUGAGGGUUUCUUGAGUGGCCCCCCCGGAGCCGCAAUGAGAGGCAUGCAGGAUGAAAGUGUUGGCGCGGCGAGAAGCGGCCAAUUGGACAAGGUUGCGAACACGGGACAUCCCAGUCACGCCGGCCUCUUCCCGCCCAAGCCCGGCCCCGCUUCGCAGUCCCACGCCGUCAGCAAAUCCCUGGACUGCAACUUCUGCGGCAAGGUCUUCCCCAGCCGCGAGGACAUGAUCGUGCACCGCGCCGCUCACACGGGGGAGUCGCCCGUCUCCUGCGCCAUGUGCGGCAAGUCCUUCGCCAACAAGACCACGCUGGGCAUCCACAUGCGCAUCCACACGGGAGAGAAGCCGUACGCCUGCUCCCUGUGCGGGAAGCGCUUCACGCAGAACGGCAGCCUGAAGAUCCACCUGAGGACGCACUCCGGGGAGAAGCCCUACUCCUGCUCUCAGUGCUCGGCGAGCUUCAAUAACCCCAGCAACCUGCGCCGACACAUGAUCACACACAGCUCGAAUGGGGUCAUCUGACCGGGACCUGAACUGUCAAAUAGUGGUCCAAAAUAUUAUUUCACGAGCGAAAAGGCCCGUAUUAUAAUAUUUCUCAAUACAGCAAGUCUCGCCAUGGUGUUGUACGAAGUGUCUUGGCCUCCAUGCCGCCAUUUUGACACUUUCAGAGUGUUUAUAGUAAGCCAGACUGUUUUUCCACAUCUGGAACUGUGAUGCUAACGAGCUAACUGUCCUCGCUUAACACUGUAUUAUCUAUUCAUCCACUUUUUAUAUCUCUACACUGUAUUGCUGCACCGGCCAAUAUGCCGCAUCAGAUGCAGCAACGUUGCAUUCAGGGGUCGGACAGGACACAAACGUUAGCACCAUUAGCGUAGCUAUGUGAGCUACAGUUACAGUUAGCAUGUUCGCCGACGGAAAACAACAUGAUCAAAUAGUUUUUAGUUAGCGGACUGGCUUGUAGUCGGCAGAGCUCACAGCUUUAUUUUAAGAUGUGUAGAGAAGCCUACUUUUUUUUUUUUUUUUUGGUCCCAAAUCUGUUUUUUCGGUUCUAAAAAAAAAGGCUAGUGGCGGGUCAGAGGCGUUCUCUUGUGUACACAGCGGGCGGUUAAUACUACACAGCCUCAAGUAGUUUGCGUACUUCCUCAAAUAGCGGCCAUUCCACGUGUCUCUUUGGACACAACUUAGCUCUGUUGCUACCCAAAACAGCCGCACCCGUAGAGCGAGCAGUCACUUACAGAUGUAUUAUACUGCGUCUUAUAUAUACUACACGCUUGCUUCAUAGGACGAGAAAGGUUCUCGCCUUCUGUGGGAACUGUUUUCCGGCCGGUGGCGGUUAUUACACUCUUGUGUCGUUGUGGUUAGUCACGUUUAUUUGCAUUUCUUCACCAUUUUGAUUUUGUUCAAACCCCAAUUUCACUUGACACUGCAUUUUAAACAAGCAGGUAUAUUUUAUAUUAUUGUCAAAUAAAUAUUUGACAGUAUAAGUAUUUAAUCUGCAGCGGAGUAAAUACGCCACUUCCAGUCACUAUAUGAGGAAAUAUGGUUAGGGUUUUAUUUCAACAUGAACAUGCAUCAUAUUACAAUUGAGCGCAUCACAUAAAUAUGCUAGUUUAUUGCUUGUUUUAUAACGGAGAGAUGUCCUUGUACUUAGAAUCCUAUUUCUCCCUGAGGAUCCAUGGUAUGAUAAAAAAAAGUAUUGGAUGUGAAAUGAAAUUGGUUAUUAAAUGCAAGGUCAGAGAUGUGAUGAGGUUAUUAUAUAAUUAGUUGGACUUUAUGUAGUACGCUGUCGAGCCGGUAGAUUUUAGCUUUUCUUUCAUUUUCUCUUAAGUUUUUGCAGAAUUUGAAACUGAAAGGAAAUUUUAGUUGAAUGAUUCGGCAUUAGGGCUUGGCUUCAUAUGGAUUUCUAUGGAUUCAUAUGGUUUUCUAUGGAUUCAUAUGGUUUUCUAUGGAGUCAUAUGGUUUUCUAUGGUUUCAGUGUUCCACCUACCUCCAUUGUUGUUGACGUCUUGACUUUUUGUACUUCUAAUACAACUUUCUGCCACUUUGUUGUCUUACUGUGAAUAAAUACCGUUUUUACAACCCUCCCCCACUUUAUAUCUGUCCUUGUAGUCCUUGGUUCUUUCCGUUUGCACCUCUAGAGUGCAGCCUUGUGAUACUGUAUGGCUGGGGGUAGCCACCAUUAAAGG
This is a messenger RNA of Doryrhamphus excisus (bluestripe pipefish), 2949 nucleotides long. NCBI's taxonomy places the organism in Eukaryota, Metazoa, Chordata, Actinopteri, Syngnathiformes, Syngnathidae. The record is from RefSeq and is a predicted model, not a curated record.